Purpureocillium takamizusanense is the source of this 1468-nucleotide messenger RNA. RefSeq lists its product as uncharacterized. Bases 494 to 1330 code for a protein of 278 amino acids. The transcript has a single exon. NCBI's taxonomy places the organism in Eukaryota, Fungi, Ascomycota, Sordariomycetes, Hypocreales, Ophiocordycipitaceae. The record is from RefSeq and is a predicted model, not a curated record. Gene Ontology annotation, molecular function: acyltransferase activity, transferring groups other than amino-acyl groups.
GCGUCUCGGAUCGGAGGUCAGGAGAGAGGGGCGAGGACGUCGUCACCGCCGCGUUCCGUGUCCAAGGCCCCCAUUGGGGUUGUGCACACUCCUCCUCUCCUCCUCCACAGCAGCAGCAGCAGCAGCAGCAGCAAGCUGGCAAGGCAGGCUAUAAGCGUAGCGCGCUCGAUGCUGUCGGCGAGUGAGAUUCAUUGAUGCCUUGGAGGCUGCACGCUGGCGUCAGCCCAGGCAGGGUCUCGCUUGCCCCCUUCUCACGAUUCACUCCACAUCCACUCAUACGUGUGCGCGCACCUCAACUCUUCUAGCCACUCCUUCACGUCUAUCCCUUUACCAUCGUCGGCUUUUUCAACCAGCCAGCCAAGCGUGCAAGACGUCAACAGAAACACCGCCCAUCAAGCGCUAGCUCGUACUUGAUACCUACACCGUAUCGUGCAUCUGGCCGCGUACCUAAUACGUAACAACACCCCUCCCCCCCCCCCUUCCUUCUUUCGCCAUGGCCACCCCCUUCAUCACCCUGCUCGAGCCUAGCAAGUUCGAGGGGUUCCUGCCCGGCAUCCGGCACGACGAGCAGCCCGCCACCAUCCCCCAGCCGUUCCUAGAUGCCAUGGAGGUGCGCGAGACCGUCUACGUCGACGAGCAAGAGGUGCCGCUCGAGAACGAGUUCGACGCCGACGACCCCCGCUCCUGCCACUGGGUCAUCUACGCCAGCAUCAACAAGACGGAGGAGGGCGAGGUGCGCGACGACGAGGGAAACGUCCUACAGCCGCGCAAGAGCUCCACGAGGACGACGCCUAUUGGCACUAUCCGCCUCGUCCCCUUUCCGCACGACCCCCAUCCCAAGGCCGGCGGCGACUACUGGAAUGGCGUCCUGGUGGGGGAUGAAGACCGGGACGACCGAGGAGGCGACGUUGCCGCCGCUCUUGGCGCGCCACCCGGCUGGAGCUUCGCGGCCGACAGGCCGACAUCCUUUCACGACGGCAAGGAGCCAUACGUCAAGCUCGGGCGGCUCGCCGUGUUACACGAGUUCCGCGGAAACAACCUCGCGGGCCUGCUCGUCAACACCGCCCUGGCGUGGCUCAAGAGGAACCCAUCGUACUUUGACCCCAGCAUCACGGAGCUUGGCCUGGAGCAGGUCGGCGCCGCCAACGAGACGGACGUCCCCAAAUGGGGCGGCCUCGUCUGCGUACACGCUCAGGAGCGGGUCGUGGGCGCCUGGAAGAAAUGGGGAUUCCGCGUCGACGAGGGCAUGGGGAAGUGGUGGGAAGAAGGGAUUCCCCACGUUGGCAUGUUUCAGAGGCUCGAGGUGAGUCCUGACGAGGUCCGCAUCUGAGAAACGACAAAACGAGCGCUUCAUUUUGCUUGACGAUGUUACGACAUAUAUGCAUAGAUAGCCUGGCUCGCCGAGGCCACCGCUGCCAUUACCCGUCCAAACCACAUGAACGAGGAGCGACGACAAUUGACACUCAAC